UAAGGAUUUUGAAGGGUAGAAAAAAGAUAGAGAAAUAAGGAUUGAGAUGGGGGUAUUUUCAUGGUGCUUUAGCUGUGAAUGCUUUAGGGGACCAUCUCAGGCUACGCUUUAUGAACCAUUAUUGGAGGACAGGGAAAGAGAGGCGGUAUCAGAUCUGUUACAAUAUCUUGAAAAUCGAUCAGAUGUGAAUUUUUUCAGUAAUGAGCCAUUACGUGCGCUUACGACGCUUGUUUAUUCGGAUAAUAUUGAUCUUCAGAGGAGUGCAGCACUUGCAUUUGCAGAAAUUACAGAAAAAGAUGUACGUGAAGUGAGCAAGAAUGCACUUGAACCUAUACUAUUUCUUCUUCAAAGUCCGGAUAUUGAAAUUCAAAGGGCAGCGAGUGCAGCAUUAGGCAAUUUAGCAGUUAAUAUGGAAAACAAGGCAUUAAUUGUUAAAAUGGGAGGUCUAGAGCCAUUAAUACGGCAGAUGUUAUCGCCUAAUAUAGAGGUUCAAUGUAACGCAGUUGGAUGUAUAACCAAUUUAGCAACACAUGAUGAAAAUAAGUCCAAAAUAUCAAGUUCAGGUGCACUUAGCCCAUUAAUUAAACUAGCUAUGUCGAAGGAUACAAGAGUACAAAGAAAUGCUACAGGGGCUCUUUUAAAUAUGACACAUUCAGAUGAAAAUAGACAACAAUUGGUUAAUGCAGAAGCUAUUCCAACUCUUGUAGCCCUUCUUACUUGUACCGAUAUUGAUGUACAAUAUUAUUGCACAACUGCAUUAAGCAAUAUUGCGGUGGACGCUUCAAAUAGAAAAAGACUAAGUCAGACAGAGCCACAACUUGUCGAAUAUCUUGUAAAUUUAAUGGAUUCAUCAAGUCCCAAAGUUCAAUGUCAAGCUGCACUCGCAUUAAGAAAUUUAGCUUCUGAUGAAAAAUAUCAAUUAGAAAUUGUACAAGCCAAUGGAUUACCACCACUACUUCGUUUAUUGCAAUCAUCAUUUUUCCCUCAUGUAUUAUCUUCUGUCGCAUGCAUUCGAAACAUAUCAAUACAUCCAUCAAAUGAAUCACCGAUUAUCGAGUCUUUGUUCUUAGAUCCCCUUGUAAGGCUUCUUUCCACAAAUACUAAUGAAGAAAUCCAAUGUCAUGCUAUAUCUACUUUAAGAAAUCUAGCAGCAAGUAGUGAAAAAAAUAAAUAUGCAAUUGUCGAAGCAGGUGCAGUGCAAAAAUGUAAACAACUUAUUCUUAAUGUACCUAUAAAUAUUCAAAGUGAAAUGACUGCAUGUAUUGCAGUUCUUGCGCUUAGUGAUAAUUUAAAAGGACAUUUAUUAUCUCUUGGAUUAUGUGAUGUUCUUAUUAUUUUGACAAACUCUCCAAGUAUUGAAGUACAAGGAAAUAGUGCAGCAGCUUUAGGUAAUUUAUCAUCUAAAAGUAAAAAUUAUAGCCAUCAAAAAGAGAGUAUGAUAUCAACAAUAAAUGAUUAUUCUCCAUUCGUUAAUGCUUGGAACGAACCUGGAGACGGUAUUCAUGGUUAUUUAUGUCGCUUUUUAUGCAGUCAAGAUAUAACAUUCCAACAUAUUGCAGUUUGGACACUUUUGCAAUUAUUGGAAUCAGAAAAUAAAAAACUUAUAGAUUUAAUUCAAAAUAGCCCCCAAAUUACAUCAUUGAUUAAAGAUAUAUCUAUUAGAGAAAUUCAGGAAGAAGAAGGCGAAGUAACUAUUUUGGCAAAAAGAGCAGUAGAAAUGCUAGGAAAUCUAAAAACAUACGAUUAAUCAUAUUAUCAAAAAGCCAGUUGAAUUAUAUAACAAGUAUUAUGC
This is a messenger RNA of Pneumocystis carinii B80, 1792 nucleotides long. RefSeq names its product vacuolar protein 8. The coding region runs from base 47 to 1747 and encodes 566 amino acids. Gene Ontology annotation, cellular component: fungal-type vacuole membrane. The transcript has 12 exons. NCBI's taxonomy places the organism in Eukaryota, Fungi, Ascomycota, Pneumocystomycetes, Pneumocystales, Pneumocystaceae. The record is from RefSeq and is a predicted model, not a curated record. Gene Ontology annotation, molecular function: protein binding; protein-membrane adaptor activity. Gene Ontology annotation, biological process: vacuole inheritance; nucleus-vacuole junction assembly.